This is a messenger RNA of Lepus europaeus (European hare), 1414 nucleotides long. It is a transcript of the gene TBCB, whose product is annotated as tubulin folding cofactor B. The record is from RefSeq and is a predicted model, not a curated record. Gene Ontology annotation, molecular function: microtubule plus-end binding; alpha-tubulin binding. Gene Ontology annotation, biological process: post-chaperonin tubulin folding pathway; cytoplasmic microtubule organization; tubulin complex assembly. Bases 528 to 1262 code for a protein of 244 amino acids. Gene Ontology annotation, cellular component: nucleus; microtubule plus-end; cytoplasm. Lineage: Eukaryota; Metazoa; Chordata; Mammalia; Lagomorpha; Leporidae. The transcript is spliced from 6 exons.
GGCGGGGGCCUUGGGGUCCGGCCCCUCCGUGCUACGCCCCGAGUGACUAUUUUCCAUCUUUACGUGUCUUAGGGCAACUGCUUCCGACUUCUGGACGUCGCCUCCUCAGAACAAGAGCCGGGUCCAGGGCGACGGGCAAUGUCACCCGCGAGGCCCUGAGCAGCACUGGAAGAAGCCAUUGCGCUUGGCUCGGCUGAAGGCCGGGUUUAGCCCUGGCGGACGUGCGAGCCUUGCCAGUCUCUGCCCUCGGCUUCAGCCCCCGCCAGGCCGCCCUGGCCGUUUCCCGGGCCGCGAUUGGGAGGACUGUGAACCGUGGAAGAACUCUCAGGAUUGGCUGGGCCCGUCUGAGACUACGGGAGCGGUGGAGGAGAGACGGCGGGGAUUGGCGGAGCCGCCUCGCGGGCGCUCGUGGAUUGGUCGGGCCCGGGAGCGGGGGCGGGGCUAGCAGCCCAGAGGCAGAGGCGGCGUCUGCGGAGCCGGCGUGAGGCGGCGGAACCGGCUCGCGGGCCGUUGCAGGGCGCGGCGAGAUGGAGGUGGCGGGGAUAUCGGCGCCCACGGUGACCGUCUUCAUCAGCAGCUCCCUCAACAGCUUCCGCUCGGAGAAGCGCUACAGUCGCAGCCUCACCAUCGCGGAGUUCAAGUGCAAACUGGAGCUGGUGGUGGGCAGCCCUGCUUCCUGCAUGGAGCUGGAGCUGUAUGGCGUCGACGACAAAUUCUACAGCAAGUUGGAUCAGGAGGAUGCGCUGCUGGGCUCCUACCCCGUAGACGACGGCUGCCGCAUCCACGUCAUUGACCACAGUGGCGCCCGCCUCGGGGAGUACGAGGAUGUGUCCAGGGUGGAGAAAUACAAGAUCUCACAAGAAGCCUAUGAGCAGAGGCAAGACUCAGUGCGCUCCUUCCUGAAGCGCAGCAAGCUAGGCCGCUACAACGAAGAGGAGCGAGCCCAGCAAGAGGCGGAGGCCGCCCAGCGCCUCGCCCAGGAGAAGGACCAAGCCAGCGCCAUCUCCGUGGGCAGCCGCUGCGAGGUGCGCGCGCCCGGACAGUCCCCUCGCCGGGGCACCGUCAUGUAUGUCGGACUCACAGAUUUCAAGCCUGGCUACUGGAUCGGUGUCCGUUACGAUGAGCCAUUAGGGAAAAACGAUGGCAGUGUGAAUGGGAAACGCUACUUCGAAUGCCAGGCCAAGUAUGGUGCCUUUGUCAAGCCAUCAGUCGUGACGGUGGGGGACUUCCCAGAGGAGGACUACGGGCUGGACGAGAUGUGACCCCAAGGAUGGGAACCCCACUCCAGCUCCUCACUCGCCCCUCAUGGACCCCACUGUGUGUGUGCCUGCGGCCUUUCCCUGCCUUGUUUUAAUCUGGAGAAUUAAAUGCCAUUGACUUUUGAGACUCAUACAUUAAAUUCCCCGGAAACCUG